ACCACAAACAGAGCAGCUGAAAUGUGUAAAAUGAGAUUUUUUAGGUUCUCCUCAGAGAUUCGAGCGACCACCGAUCAUUGGAGGAAAAGAAGGUAAUCCCCCACCCCCCUUCUCCUCCCAGUAUCCCAGAUUCCUCACACAUCUGGUUGCUUUGUGUCUCUCCAAAACUGACUACUGCAAACGUCUAAGGGGGAAAGCGAGGAGGCGGAGGGACAUAUGUGAAGAGGGGGUGGAAAAUAUUAUAAAAGCAAGGAAAGGAGCGUGAAAGAGGAAGCAAGCAGGUCACAAUCUGGCGCUUUUCCCAUUCUGCAAGACGCCCGCAGGAACAAUGACAAGAUGGCAACUGGUUCGGUACUGUUUGCUCCUCUCUCUUAUCAUAUACUUCCUCAAUGGACGUAAAGCGUCUGUCAGUGUGGAGUCGCCUCAUCCUAUCUUUCGUGCCUUGGGAAUGGACAGGGAAAGAGCAAUGAGAGACAUGACGGUUACCAAGGCAACAGCACCAGAAACUCCUGUGGAGACCCCUUGGGGUGCUCCCUUGGUGUGGGGUGACACCCAGACGUCAGCCCUGCACAGGGCUAAAUUUGCACAACGGGGAAUCCGUACAGGUCUGCUGGCCCUCGUUGUGGGAACUUAUGCCCGGUUCGUGCAACGCUUCAUCACUUCAGCUGAAACCCAUUUCCUCCCCGGUCAGAUGGUCACCUACUACAUUCUCACGGACAACCCUCGCACUCUGGACCCCCCCAUCGUGGUGGGCCCCGACCGUCAGCUGAAGGUGGUUCCUGUUGCAGAGCUGCCCGGGUGGGAGAGGCUGGCUCGUCGGCGGAUGGCCCUGCUUGCCGAUGCCAUCAGAAACCCAAUCGGCAGCGAGGUUGAGUACAUCUUCUGCGCUGACAUCGAUCAGGAGUUCGUGGCCCCCGUGGGAGAUGAGAUCUUGGGGGACCUGGUGGCUACAUUGCACCCGGAUUUCUACGGGAUGCCACGAAAUGCAUUUCCUUAUGAAAUCAAACAGGUGUCAUCAGCGUGGGUGGAGGAGGACGAAGGAGACUACUACUACACCUCAGGGUUUUACGGGGGCCUGGUUUCGGAGAUGUACAGUCUGGCUCGAGCGUGUUCUCUGCUCAUUCUGCGGGACCAGGCUGAAGGGGUAAUGGCCAGGGGCCUCGAGGAGAGCUACUUAAACCGCUACUUGAUCGGCAAAAGGCCCACCUGUGUGCUUUCCCCAGAGUACAGCUGUUGGGUGUCGGCCCUGGCUCCUGAUGUGUAUGUGCACAGGCUGGUACCAUUGGGAAAGAAAGACUUGUGAUAAUCAGAAUGGGAAUCAAUGUAUAAUGUAGGUUUCUGCUGGCCGAGGCCAUUGAGGAAUGAAUGUAGAUUAUUGUUUUUGGUGUCACAUUUCAUUUUGGUGAAGGUGUCUGUACCAAAGCUCCAUCAGUGUAAUGACAGGUCAUAUGGGGAAGGGAGGAGAUCAAAAGAGGGAAUGUAUUGCAAUAACUUCUAUUCAAUGUAUACUCAAUAACUUCUGUUUCUGUUCCAUUAGCCAUUAAAUGUAGGUGGCAAACACACACACAAGCACACUGCACUAUCUUCUCUCAAUUAAAGACCCAUUUGUGUAAA
Messenger RNA from Gasterosteus aculeatus aculeatus (three-spined stickleback), 1614 nucleotides. Its product is annotated as globoside alpha-1,3-N-acetylgalactosaminyltransferase 1-like. Gene Ontology annotation, biological process: carbohydrate metabolic process. The record is from RefSeq and is a predicted model, not a curated record. Gene Ontology annotation, cellular component: membrane; vesicle; Golgi apparatus. Lineage: Eukaryota; Metazoa; Chordata; Actinopteri; Perciformes; Gasterosteidae. Gene Ontology annotation, molecular function: hexosyltransferase activity.